This is a messenger RNA of Symbiodinium natans, 2349 nucleotides long. The record is from the annotation of a GenBank genome assembly. NCBI's taxonomy places the organism in Eukaryota, Dinophyceae, Suessiales, Symbiodiniaceae.
AUGUGCCAUGCCGGCUCCAACUAUGACACCAAACGACGCCGAUCCUGCCGUUGCCGCAAGUUGGCUCAGACCAAUGUGGAUAGUUUUGUUUCCAGACAAGACACCGACGUCUUCGGGGCAUCUAGGUUUCACGACGCCCCAGAAGAAGGCUUGAGCAUGCUGUUCUUUUCCUUCUUCAGAACUUUGGUCGACAGAAAUGUGCAGGUGACAGUGGAGUUGAAGAACGACCUGUGCAUCACAGGAACGUUGCAGUCUGCCGACCAGUUCCUCAACCUGAAGCUUGCCAAUGUCAGCGUGAACGACCCAGAUCGAUAUCCGCACCUCUUGUCGGUCAAGAAUUGCUUUAUUCGAGGAUCUGUAGUUCGAUAUGUGCACCUCCCUGGACAUGAGGUAGACACAGAAUCACUUCAAGAUAGCUGUCGCCGAGAGGCAAAGCAGGCUCAGCUCAGCGAUGGUUUCAUGCGUUGGUUCCGGUGGGUGGAAAGUUGUGAGGGGAGCAAAGAUCCGGGAGUCGCGAGUCGUGCCAUGAUAGCUGUCGAUGUGUGGAAAAAUGUGCCUUUCUCCCUCAUCAGCUCCAACGGCCCGUUAUCUCCCUGCGUACAUAACGGAGCACUUGGAGUGUCGAAGCAGAAGCGUCAGCCACCGCAGGUCAGCCAGGAUGAAAGCAAAGCUGAAGGGACAGCGACACCACCGUGGUAUGAACGACUGAAUGAUGCCGAAAGCCGUCAAGAGGUCAAGCAAGAGACCCGGCGUAAGGAGGAAACUCAUGUCGCAGUUCAGGAAAGACGUAGACAUCUUUGGCAGCAAGAGAAGCAGAGAAAAGCAGAUGAGGAGAGGAGGCAGCGCGACGAGGAACGUCAGGCACGCCUGGCCGAUGCGGAGCGUGCAAGGCUGCGCAUUGUUCAGAAGCUGCAGAAGGAAAGAGAGGAACCAAUAGGGGAUGCGGAUGAUCGUGUAUUUUGCGCCUCUGUGUGCGGACGUACCUUCCUCGUGCUGGUGGAGGAAGAGCAGCUGCGACAGCUCGAGGUGCUCCUCAUGGGAAAGGAAGAUGAGGUCUCCACAAGAGCAAACACCAUCUGGCGCCAGCGUGAAGAAGUUGCCAGAAGGCAGAGGGACGAGGAGGAGCGGGAACGUCUGGAGGAGGAGCGACAACGUGCAGACCAGAAGCUGCAGAAGGAGCGGGCAGCAAGGCCGCGCAUCGCCUUUGGGGUUGCCAGACAGGAGCCCAAGGUCUUGGCGAAUUUGGCGAGCCCUCCGCAAGCCAAGAUUGCCACCAGUCCCUACAACGCUACGACCGCUAAGGCUGGCGCUCCAGAGAGCGUGCAGCCAGAGAGGCCCACUUGGGACUCCUGGGAUUGGCAGGAUCCGCAUCGGCAAGCUCCCACGCCAGCGCCUGGAAGGCCUUCAAGCAUUCCCACCAAGCCGGUUGAAGCAUCGAAGCCUUCAGGCUGUACUGGAUCAACAUCGAAGCCUCCACCACCGUCCAGCACAGCAAUUUUGUCAGCAGAACAGUGGUAUUUGCUGCAAAUUCGAGCUGUUUACCAGCAGCACAAUCCUGAGAAGCUGGCAGAUGUCCCACACUUGAUGCAGAAGUACUCUGGCAGUGAAGAAGAAAUGUACGAAAGGAUUUGCGAGAAGUACGGUGUGACCCCAAUGGCCCGCCCACCAGGGCUGAAGUCCGAGCUACAUAUGCCACAGCCGAAGGCAGUUGGCUAUGCCAAGAAAGCCAGUGCUCCGGCGCCGCCAAGCACCAAAGAGGCUUCCACAGAUGCCCCGUCGGCUUCAUCACUGCUUGCCAGGUUCCAAAAUCUGGUUGGCAACGAGAUGGACGCAGGUGGCGAGGACAUUGAGUACAACAGCGAGCCAAGGUGGUCUCCUGGCAAAGAGUCUUCCGGAGGCAGGAAGCGCGCCGCUUUUUCGCCUUCAGUGCCAAUUGGAGCACGGAGAACAGGGAUAAGAUCAACCGAUUCCUUUCCCUCGGGGCACGUUGACGAACACCGUCGGGUGCCAUCUUCCAGAGCUGUUCCAACAAGGAGUUCCGACCAUGUGGGAAGGAGGGGACCUUCUGCAUCAAACCAGGGCCUUCCUAUCGGAGCGCGCCUUCGUGGCGCUGGCACUUCCCAGGAGUUUCCCGCAACCCAGCCCGUUUUCCGAGAGCGGCGUGCCCGCAGCAGGAGCCGUACCUACAGUCACCGCGGCCGAGAGUCUGCUCCAGGUGUGGCCGAGCAUCUCUCCGCCAGACACUCCACCAGACAGGCACGUGCAAGUUCGCCCAGGAACUCUGCAACGCGACAAGUUGGGAGGAGUGGGCGAGCUGCGUGGCAAAAUUGUCAUGUUACCUCAAGCUGA